This is a messenger RNA of Colletotrichum orchidophilum, 4425 nucleotides long. Its product is annotated as DNA polymerase. Lineage: Eukaryota; Fungi; Ascomycota; Sordariomycetes; Glomerellales; Glomerellaceae. Bases 1 to 4425 code for a protein of 1474 amino acids. The record is from RefSeq and is a predicted model, not a curated record. Gene Ontology annotation, cellular component: alpha DNA polymerase:primase complex. Gene Ontology annotation, molecular function: pyrimidine nucleotide binding; chromatin binding; DNA-directed DNA polymerase activity. Gene Ontology annotation, biological process: mitotic DNA replication initiation; leading strand elongation; DNA replication. The transcript is spliced from 4 exons.
AUGCCCAAAGUCGACAGACGCUCGAAGCUGGCCGAACUUCGGGCUCUCCGAGCGUCCGGCAAGAGAGCUAACUACGAGGUCGAGGAGGUCGACGAGCUUUACGAGGAGGUUGACGAGAACCAAUACAAGAAGAUCAUUCGAGACCGUCUAAACCAAGACGAUUUCGUUGUCGACGACAAUGGCGAGGGGUACGCCGACGAUGGCCGGGAGGAGUGGGAUCGUCAGCCUCAGUACUACUCGGAAAGCGAUGAAGAGAUGCCAGUGAAAGGCCGCGGUAGGCCGAGCAAAUCAUCAAAAAAGCAGCGCGAAGACGAGGAGGCCAAGCGAGAUGCUAAUGACAGAGAUAUUAGCGAAUACUUCACAAAGGGAACCGCCAAGGCACAAGCUAAACCAAAGGUCGCCAAAACGAAAGAAGAUGAUGCAUUCCUCGCCGAUCUCCUGGGCGAGGUCGACGCCAAUAUCCCCGCUCCUGCAUCUCGGUCAGCCAAGCGUAACAGAUCCCCAGAACGUCGCCGAGCCCGUGUGCUUUCUCCCGCCCCCGAAGCCAGGUCGCGUCUUACCAAGCGAACGAAGACCGUGGAUGACAGACUAUCAUCUCCCACCUUUGACAAUUCGGCAGCAAACGACGGCUAUUUACCCCCUAUGGGUGACGAUAGGGACGAUAGCCCUGCUCCGAUCAACGUGGACGACAUUCCCAUUUCCGAAGACCCCGCGCCAUCAUCACCUGCCGCCAAAGUAGCUCAACGCAAGGCAUUGGUCAAGCAAGAGCCCCAGGAGGAGGACGACGAGGACAUGAUGGAAGUUGCCCACGCUGGUGCGGUCACCGCUGCUAGCGUGAAUAUCACAGGGUCAAGGCCACCGAAGAAGCUGACCAAGCCCGAUCCCUACCCUACACCUUUGAGUUCCUCUCCGGCCAAGCCUGCUGCACCAUCAGUCGACUCGUCAGCUUGGAAUAAUAUCACCGACCAGCUCAAUGUUGUUUCGAGCUCCCCUGCGGAGGCUAGAACCGUCGGCAAGAUAGACUAUAAGGAUGCUAUCGAGGAGGACGGUAGUCUCAACAUGUUCUGGACUGACUACACAGAGGUCAAUGGCAGUCUCUGCCUUUUCGGCAAGGUCUUGAACAAAAAGACUGGCUUGUAUGUCAGUUGCUUCGUCAAGGUCGACAACAUUCUCCGCAAGCUCUUUUUCCUUCCUCGCGAGACGAAGCUGGAAGGUGGAGAAGAGACAACAGAGGAGGUCGAGAUGAUGGAUGUCUACUCUGAGGUCGACUCACUCAUGACCAAGAUGAACGUUGGCAUGUACAAGAUCAAGGCAUGCACACGAAAGUAUGCAUUUGAGCUUCCAGGGAUUCCCAAGGAGGCCCAAUACUUGAAGUGUCUCUACCCCUACACGAAGUCUGUCAUUGACAGUGCGGCCACUGGAGAUACAUUCUCACGUGUCUUCGGCACAAAUACCGCGCUGUUCGAACAAUUUGUGCUGUGGAAGAACAUCAUGGGCCCCUGCUGGCUAAAGAUCGUCGAUGCCGACUUUAGUUCCCUCAAGAACGCCUCUCACUGCAAGCUUGAAGUGCACGUCGACCACCCUAACAUGGUCUCCACGCUGAGCGACUCUGACAACCUCGAUACCCCUCCCCUGACCUUGAUGAGCAUUGCGCUGCGCACUGCCUUCAACGCCAAGGCUAACAAGCAGGAGAUUCUCGCAAUCAGCGCCCGUAUCUACGAGAAGGCUUCCUUGGCCGAUCCAACUCCGGCCGAGAAGCUCCCCUGCCGGACAUUCACCCUCAUUCGGCCUCAUGGGACAGUUUUUCCUCUCGGAUUUGAGAACUUGGCAAAGGACAGAAAGAGAGGCCUCAUCAAGACCUUCCGUCAAGAGUCGGAAAUCCUCAUGUUCUUCCUUGCUCAGCUUGAUGUUGUGGAUCCGGACGUGAUUCUAGGACAUCAGUUGGAGGGAGUCGACUACAGCGUUUUGCUCAACCGCAUUCACGAAAAGAAGACGCACCAAUGGUCUCGGCUCGGUCGACUCAAGCGAACCCAGUGGCCGGCUUCAAUGAACAAGGUGGGCGGUAAUGUCUUCGCUGAGAGGCAAGUCAUGGCCGGUCGUUUACUUUGCGACCUGGCCAACGAUGCUGGAAAGUCUACCAUGUUCAAGUGUCAGUCUUGGAGCUUGACAGAAAUGUGCAGUCUAUACCUACCGGGCAACAACCGCAGGCAGGACAUCGACAAUGAAGCAGCGCUCAAGACAUGGGCAAACCAGUCUAAGGAGGGCAUGAUGAACUACGUAUCACACAUGGAAGCCGACACCCACUUCAUUACCGCACUGGCUUUGCAGGUUCAGCUUCUCCCUUUGACCAAGGUCCUCACCAAUUUGGCUGGUAACUCGUGGGCGAGAACUCUUACUGGAACUCGCGCAGAGCGAAACGAGUACAUUUUAUUGCACGAGUUCCACCGCAACAAGUACAUUUGUCCUGACAAGCAAACCUACAGGGGCAGAAUGGCCCAGGAAGAAAACGAAGCCGGAGAAGGCGACGGUAAAAAGAAGGACAAGUACAAGGGAGGUCUCGUUUUUGAACCCGAAAAGGGUCUUUACGACAAGUUUGUUCUGGUCAUGGAUUUCAACUCCCUGUACCCUUCCAUCAUUCAGGAGUAUAACAUCUGCUUCACGACCGUCGACAGAUCUGCCAUGGAACAAGACGAAGAAGCUGUACCCGAGGUCCCCAAGGAUCAGGAGCAAGGCAUCUUGCCCAGACUCAUUGCUACACUUGUUGGCCGAAGAAAGCAAGUCAAAUCCUUGAUGAAGGACAAGAACGCAACUCCAGAGCAGCUUACCACCUGGGAUAUCAAGCAGCUUGCGCUGAAGCUUACGGCCAACUCGAUGUACGGAUGUUUGGGCUACACCAAGUCUCGUUUCUACGCGCGUCCUCUAGCCGUCUUGACCACGUACAAGGGCCGUGAGAUUCUGCGCAGCACCAAGGAGCUCGCCGAGAGUAAUCAGCUCCAGGUCAUAUAUGGAGACACCGACUCCGUCAUGAUCAACGCCAAUGUCGAGAACGUGUCCGAUGCCUUCAAGGUCGGUCAAGAGUUCAAGAAGGCCGUCAACGAGAGGUACAGACUCUUGGAGAUUGAUAUAGACAAUGUCUUCCGCCGCAUUCUGCUCCAGGCCAAGAAGAAGUACGCUGCUAUCAACUUGGUCGAAAAGGAUGGCAAGUUCAUCGAGAAGAUGGAGGUCAAGGGUCUCGAUAUGAAGCGUCGUGAGUAUUGUGGCCUGUCCAAGGAAAUCUCUAGCAAGAUCCUCGACGAAAUUCUGUCAGGCAACGAGACUGAGAAGUCCAUUUCGCGCAUCCACGAAUACCUUCGAGAGAUCUCUGGCAAGAUGCGGGAGCAAACUGUUCCGGUACAAAAGUACAUCAUCUUCACGCAGCUCGGCAAGGCUCCUACAGAGUAUCCCAACGCGGACUCGAUGCCCCAGGUCCAGGUUGCAUUGCGAGAAAUCGCUAGAGGAAAGAACGUUCGUCGUGGCGAUGUUAUCUCCUAUGUUAUCACCGGCGACCCUCAGAGCUCCGACCCCGCCCCGAAGAGAGCCUACUCUCCCCCGGAUGUCAUGAAACCUAAUUCUGGCCUCUCACCGGAUGUCGAGUGGUACCUCGGCAAGCAAAUCUUCCCACCAGUCGAGCGUCUUUGCGCGAACAUUGUUGGAACCUCGAGCUCUCAGCUUGCAGAGUGCCUCGGCUUGGAUAUCCGCAGGUACAAGUCAGUCCAGGACCAGCAACAGGGCGGAGGCAGCAACGAUGUUGAGAUCCAUCCCAUGGAGUCACAAAUCCCCGAUGAAGUGCGCUUCGCCGAAUGUACCCGCCUCUCCCUUCGCUGCCGGACGUGCAAAAAGUCUUCCGUCUUCGAAGGUCUGCUGGCACAGCCUGACCGCGUCUCGGCAUCUGGAGUGCUUUGCGACUCCUGCAACGCCACCAUCUCCACGCUCUCGAUCGUAGCCCAGCUCGAGCAUGCCCUCCGAACUCAGACGGCACGCUACUACGAGGGCUGGCUGGUCUGCGAUGAUUCCGCCUGCGGCAUGCGCACCCGCCAAAUGAACGUCUACGGCACCCGCUGCCUAGGCCCGAAGGGCCUUGCGCGGGACUGCUUGGGCCGCAUGCGCUAUGAGUACACGGAGAAAGCCAUUUACAACCAGCUCGUAUACUAUGCUAGUCUGUGGGACGUUGACAAGGCCAAAACCAAGGCCUCUGUGGAGAACAGCAACGACCUUUCGCGCGAACACAAGGACAAGAUUCUCGCGAUGGCGGAGCACAACCGCGUCCGGUUUGGCACCGUCAAGGGCGUGGUGGAUAAGUAUCUCGACAAGUGUGGUAGACAAUGGGUCGCCAUGGAUACUCUGUUUGCCAAACUGGGGUUCAACAAGCUCCUAGUUGCAGCAUAA